AUGGAAGGUCCUCCGAUGACCUUUGUGUUUCACCAUGGUGGAUUGUUUAAGAAGAAUGCGGAAGGAGAUAUGCCUUGUAUAGUAGACCAGAUUGAGGAGGAAGUAGUGAAUGUGGAAGCAGAAAGGUUGAAACAGGGGAAGUAUUUCGAAGCUAAGAAGUGCAGUUCCCAACCUAUGAAGAAACCCACAACAAUUGAUCCUCAGUCCAACAAGCAAACCUCUCACCGCAACAGAACAACCUCACAGCCCAAGUCACAGCCCAAUCCAACAAUAAAGCCCAUAUCUGAGCCCAACCAACCAAAGGUGAAGCCCAUGUCUCAGCCCAAUAAACCAGCCCAUCAGCCUAAGAAGACAACAUCUCAGCCCAAGAAGACAACAACUCAGCCCAUGAAGCCUGAUCCUCAGGCCAAGAAGACCAGUUAUCAGGCCAAAUCAGUCCCACCUCAAUCAAAUUCACCAGCAGAGGCAGCCAAUAAUUCACAAGGGGCAAAGGAUAAACAAAGUAGCAGUGGCUGCAGAGUCACAAGAUCUGGAAGAGAAGUGAAGGAAGCUCCCCUCCAGGAAGAUGACACUAACUCUCAUGACCCUUAUGAGAGUACUGACGAUGAACUCUAUAGGCCUCCAAAAGUUGUAGGAGACAACCUCUAUAGCAGUGACAGUGACAGUGACUCGGGUAACAGAAAAAGAAGUGGAGAAAGGGCCAGCAAGUCUGAAGUCAGAGAGAAGCACAAGCCCCCUAAGAAAAGAUUAGCUGAUAAAGAAAUAGACACUGAUGAUUCCAACUAUGAGGGGUCUGAAGAUGAACAAAGCUCUGAGUCUGAUUUAGAAGAUAGUGAUGGUGCCUCAGAUGUUGACUCCUGGCAUUCAGAGGAUUCUGAUAAGGUGUUGGAGUCUGAUGAAGAAUCACCAGCUGUAUACCCUCAGUUCAAUGAGAAAACAAAGUUUGGACAGUUGAAAUUUGAGGUCAAUAUGUACUUUGACUACUCAAUGUUUAAGAGUACUUUGACUAAUGAUUAUGUCCAUUCCUUAGUACAUCUUACUGUAAUAGUGAUUCGAUUUGGUUUGGAAACUUUGAAUUGGAUUCUGUUGUCUUCAUCUUAA
This is a messenger RNA of Arachis ipaensis, 1101 nucleotides long. NCBI's taxonomy places the organism in Eukaryota, Viridiplantae, Streptophyta, Magnoliopsida, Fabales, Fabaceae. The record is from RefSeq and is a predicted model, not a curated record.